Molecule: messenger RNA, 1314 nt
Organism: Acaromyces ingoldii
Lineage: Eukaryota; Fungi; Basidiomycota; Exobasidiomycetes; Exobasidiales; Cryptobasidiaceae
Product: mitochondrial carrier
Exons: 4
Coding region: 195-1169 (324 amino acids)
Biological process (GO): malate transmembrane transport; succinate transmembrane transport; phosphate ion transmembrane transport
Molecular function (GO): oxaloacetate transmembrane transporter activity; malate transmembrane transporter activity; antiporter activity
Source: RefSeq, a predicted model, not a curated record
CAUUUUUUGACAAGGGCAGGAAAGAUCCGUUUCCUCUGCUGAUUCUCGACACUGCAAGAAAGGCAAGGCGUGGGCCGGACAAUUCUGACGGCCCCCACCCCGCUCUUUCCCCUCGACAACCCACACUCCGCGACCUCCAUCCUGUGGUAGGGCUGCGUGAGCCAGUGAGUGAGUGAGUCAGUCAGAGGGAGACGAUGUCGCAAAGGUCCAGCGCGCGGGCACCAGCGCCGGCAGCGAAGGCCAAGCCGGCGCCCUACCCCUUCUGGCUUGGCGGUGUGGCCGCCUCGAUUGCGGCGCUGGGCACACACCCGCUCGAUGUCGCAAAGACACGAAUGCAGACGGCGCGAGAGCGGCCAGGCCUCGCGGCGUCCUUUAUCAAUGCCGCCAAGACCGACGGCAUCGUGGGUCUCUAUACGGGUCUGAGCGCGAGCAUCUUCCGCCAGAUGACCUACUCUGUCGUGAGGUUCGGAGCAUAUGAUGCCAUCAAGGCGCGCACCAAGCCCACGGUGACGUACGACAAGACAACGGGAAAGCCCAGCGAGAGGAUACCGGGCUGGAAGCUGGCGGGCAUCGCCAGUGUCGCCGGUGUCGCGGGUGGGAUAGCUGGCAACCCCGCCGACAUCAUCCUCGUGCGCAUGACGUCGGACAUCAACAAGGAGCCCGCCCAGCGCUAUCGCUACCGGAACGCGCUCCAGGGCCUGUAUCGCAUGGUCACAGAGGAGGGCGUCGCUGCGCUCUUUCGCGGCGUGGCGCCCAACUGCGUGCGCGCACUGCUCAUGAACACGUCGCAGAUUGCAACCUACGACCUUGCAAAGGACGGCCUCCUCAAGACGGGCUUCUUCAAGGAGGGCACCUGGCUUCACUUUAGCGCCAGCUUCAUUGCAGGCACCGUCGCGACGACUGUAUGCUCGCCCGCGGACGUCGUCAAAGCACGGGUCAUGAGCGCGAGCUCCAAUGGCAGCGGCGGGGCCAGCAUGCUCACGAAGCUAAACCGCGCCAUCCAAAAGGAGGGCGUCGGGUUCCUCUUCCGCGGAUGGACGCCCGCAUGGGUCCGUCUGUCUCCCAAUACGAUCCUCAUCUUUGUAACGCUCGAGAAGCUGCGUGUCCUCGUCGACGUCUCGCGCGAGAAGCGCGGAGUGCCCUCUGCAAGAACAGCUUCCUCCUCAUGAUCCUUGCUCUCCGAUCCGAUAGACACACUGAUACAGAGUUCUCCUCGCCACUAGACGGCGCCAGUCUCCCAAUGUACAUUUGUUUCGUUUCCCGUUCAAUGCCACAGCAGAAUCUAUCUCAUCGCAGCGUGUUUCGGAUAUGGGU